AUGGAGAACCACAAUUCCGGCGACUCGAAGGACCCCGCGAGUUUCUUGUCCUCGAUCAUUGGAGUGCCUGUCACCGUCAAACUCAAUUCCGGCGUGGUGUACAAGGGCGAGUUACAGUCUGUGGAUGGAUACAUGAACAUCGCACUGGAAAAGUGCGCAGAAUACGUCAAUGGGCAACUACGACGGAACUACGGCGACGCCUUUGUGAGAGGGAACAACGUGCUGUAUAUUGCGAGCGAAUGA
Exophiala dermatitidis NIH/UT8656 is the source of this 243-nucleotide messenger RNA. RefSeq names its product U6 snRNA-associated Sm-like protein LSm6. NCBI's taxonomy places the organism in Eukaryota, Fungi, Ascomycota, Eurotiomycetes, Chaetothyriales, Herpotrichiellaceae. The record is from RefSeq and is a predicted model, not a curated record. Gene Ontology annotation, cellular component: P-body; U6 snRNP; U4/U6 x U5 tri-snRNP complex. The coding region runs from base 1 to 243 and encodes 80 amino acids. Gene Ontology annotation, molecular function: RNA binding. The transcript is spliced from 2 exons. Gene Ontology annotation, biological process: mRNA splicing, via spliceosome; maturation of SSU-rRNA.